UGUUACAAAUAAAAACGAAGGUAAAAAGAAUGAGGGAGCCCCAUUCAUCUUCAUGAUAAACAAAAUUUACUCGAGGCUACGAGAAUUGCGAUAAUUACAAAAUUCCUUGUUUAAGUCCUACGAGGCUACGAGUUUUCCGUGGUUUUGGUGCGUUUCAUUUUACACCACAAACAUGUUGGCUGUUCUAAGUUCACUCGACUAUUGUAUAGUUACAGCUUUAUCAGCAUUCAUUUUUCGAUUUCUAUCACAAAUACAACAUCAAAGAUCAAACACAUAGUUUCUGUAAUUGUGCUUAUUGUUUGUCAAUGGCAUCUUUUCUGACUUCAUCUCCCACUUUUUCACUUCCAAAUAAGAUUAUAUAUCACAGUGAGAAAAUUCCACUCACUACAUUAUCUGUAUCAACUUCAAGCCCAUCUAUCGUAAGGAGGGGAAGAGGCUAUGGGAAAUGCUCAGUAUCAAGAGUUACUUCAAUUGAAAAUGAUGUUAUUCAAAAGGAUGCUCAUGGGGUUGAUAAAAAGGAUGAUUUUGGAGUAGUUGGCAUGCACCAUGUUGGCAUUCUUUGUGAAAACCUUGAAAGAUCACUCGAUUUUUACCAGAACAUACUAGGUCUGGAGAUAAAUGAGGCUAGGCCACAUGACAAGCUCCCCUAUAGGGGUGCAUGGCUGUGGGUUGGCUCAGAGAUGAUUCAUUUGAUGGAGCUUCCAAAUCCUGACCCAUCAACUGGGAGGCCUGAACAUGGUGGUCGUGAUCGUCAUACUUGUAUUGCUAUUCGGGAUGUGUCUAAGCUUAAGGAUAUCCUCGACCGAGCAGGUAUACCAUAUACCCUCAGUCGAUCUGGAAGACCUGCAAUUUUUACUAGAGACCCAGACACCAACGCACUAGAAUUUACGCAAGUCUAAUUGUGCAUUAUACAUAAUUUUCUGUUUUGAUUCCUCGAUAUAUAGGUUGUACAUAAUGUUAAACGAACAGUUGUAUUUAGAAUACCUGGGUUUUCAAGUUUAUAUACUAGUAUGUGCCAGAUUACAUGGUACGAGUAAUAAUCAUAUGACUUCUUUGGCAUGAAUUUGUAUGUAAUUUUGCAAAUAAAAAUUAUUAUUUAUUUAUUUUCUUGUAAAAAAAUUAAGAAAGAAAGAACAGUGUAACUUUAUUA
Molecule: messenger RNA, 1150 nt
Organism: Chenopodium quinoa (quinoa)
Lineage: Eukaryota; Viridiplantae; Streptophyta; Magnoliopsida; Caryophyllales; Amaranthaceae
Exons: 5
Coding region: 306-899 (197 amino acids)
Source: RefSeq, a predicted model, not a curated record